This is a messenger RNA of Gossypium arboreum, 1213 nucleotides long. RefSeq names its product calmodulin-like protein 3. The transcript has a single exon. The record is from RefSeq and is a predicted model, not a curated record. The coding region runs from base 234 to 692 and encodes 152 amino acids. Lineage: Eukaryota; Viridiplantae; Streptophyta; Magnoliopsida; Malvales; Malvaceae. Gene Ontology annotation, molecular function: calcium ion binding.
CCUUGUUAUUUAUUAACAACUGAUUUCGUUAGGCUUGUUUUAGUGUGCAUCCUUUAUAUCCCUCUCUUCUUUCUUCACAAUUGUAAACAACAAUCAACACUAAUUCUCCAUUGAUUUUCCUUGUUAAUUACCUUUCCCAUCUCUCUCAAUAGUCCAAUUUUCAUCUUUCUCUUAUCAUUUUUGCUCUAAGGUGGUGUAUUUUGGUUUGGGUUUAGUUUUGUUUGAUAAAAGAAAUGGAUCUAGUUGAGCUUCGCAAGGUGUUCCAAAUGUUUGAUAAGAAUGGAGAUGGCAAGAUCACAAAGAAAGAGCUUAGCGAUUCACUCGAGGAGUUCAGUAUUUUUCUUUCCGAUAAAGAAAUAAACCAAAUCAUUGAUAACAUUGAUGUGAACGGAGAUGGUUCUGUAGAUAUCGAUGAAUUUGGUGAAUUGUAUCAAAUGAUGGUGAAUGAGAGGAACGAAGAAGAAGAAAUGAUGGAAGCAUUUAAUGUCUUCGAUCAAAACGGAGAUGGAUUCAUCACAUUUGAGGAGUUGAGGUCGGUUCUAUCAUCAUUAGGGUUGAAGCAGGGAAGAACUAUUGAGGAUUGCAAGAAUAUGAUAACAAAAGUAGAUCAAGAUGGAGAUGGUAGGGUUAAUUUCGAGGAGUUCCAGCAGAUGAUGAAAGGUGGUAGCUUUGCUGCCUUAAGUUCAAGUUAAUAGUCAAAAUACAUAUAUAUAUAUAUGUCUGUGUGCAUAUAUGUACGCAUAGAAAAUAUUAAGAGAUGUUGGUUUGACAUUAAUGUAUCUAAUUUCUAAUCAUACAACUAAAUUGUUCAAAAUUACAAAACUAUUUCUAUUUUCCACCUUUUUACUAGCAAAAUCAACCCACAAGAGAAUCAUGAAGCUCCAAUUUCAUCUAACAAGAUGCUUUUUAGUUUGAUUGCACAAUGUCAAAUGUUAAGCAUCUUGACUAAAACAAAAUGAUCCUAAAGAAUUUUGUACAUGAUUAAAAGCUUCCAAGAAACCAAAUAUACAAAUCUAAUCAUAGCAUUAAUUGGUCAAGUUAAAUACCAAGGCUACCUGCGCUACGGUGCGUAAAUCUCUGCCUUUGAGCUUCGAGUUUCCUAACAUUGUCUACUAUAACUUCAAUCUUUGAAGAUAGUUCUUCUGUUUGCUUCUCAACGUUGUUAAUGAACGCAAACAACUUUUCUCGAUAAGCUGAACAUAAUUGCUCUUGA